Xyrauchen texanus (razorback sucker) is the source of this 1623-nucleotide messenger RNA. Its product is annotated as N-terminal EF-hand calcium-binding protein 1-like. The record is from RefSeq and is a predicted model, not a curated record. NCBI's taxonomy places the organism in Eukaryota, Metazoa, Chordata, Actinopteri, Cypriniformes, Catostomidae. Gene Ontology annotation, biological process: regulation of amyloid precursor protein biosynthetic process. Gene Ontology annotation, cellular component: cytoplasm. The transcript has 13 exons. Gene Ontology annotation, molecular function: calcium ion binding. The coding region runs from base 146 to 1192 and encodes 348 amino acids.
CCUGUGGCUCAUACUUUCACGCGCGUUGCCUACAUCAACAUUCGCGCUCAUUCUGCUUGCAUGCGCAGUUGUGUGGAAGAUUUAGGGGUUACGAUACUAAACAAAAGCAAGUGUUACAUAUUACUAUUCAUCACAAGGAAUAAAUAUGGAUUGCUCUGAAGAGGUGCAGUCACUCUCAGAUGAAGCCAGUACACCCAUGGAGUUAAAGAGAGGAAUGUCAAUAUUUUUGGAUAUAUUGAGAAGAGCUGACAAAAAUGAUGAUGGGAAGCUGUCCUUAGAUGAGUUCAAGUCUUAUUUCUCAGAUGGCGUUCUGUCGGGAGAUGAACUGAAGGAGCUUUUCCAUACAAUUGAUACUCAUAACACAGACAAUGUGGACACGGAUGAGCUCUGUGAAUACUUUUCUCAGCAUCUUGGAGAAUAUGAAAAUGUCCUUGCUGCCCUGGAAGACCUGAACGUCUCCAUACUGAAAGCCAUGGACAAAACCAAGAAGGAGUAUCAAGAGUCAACACAUUUGGAACAGUUUGUGACACGCUUCCUCCUGAAGGAGACCACCAGUCAGCUGCAGUCUCUGCAGAGCUCUUUGGAGUGUGCUAUGGAGACCACGGCUGAACAGACCCGACAGGAGAGAAAAGGACCUGUGAAGCCCGAGGUGCUGUCGAUUCAGUUGUCAGGACGGAGAUCAAAUCGAAGACUUCAAAGGAACAACAGCUUGUCUCCAAACAACCCACUUAUCAACCAUGUCAAUUCAGGUCUAUAUGAAGAGGACAACCAAUGGAUGACUCAGAUCAACAGACUGCAAAAGCUGAUCGACCGUCUUGAAAAAAAGGAGCUGCGUCUGGAGCCUGUGGAAGAAGAGGUGUUGGAAAGCACCACCAAAUCACACAUUCUGAUCGUACAGAGGCAGCUCUCCGUUCUGGAAGAGGAGGUGGAGGAGUUUCGUCUGGCUCUCAGGCAGUAUAUCGACUGCGCCAGUGUCCAGACCGGCUGCCUCCAUGUUGCAGUUCAGAGGCUUGCCAAUGAAUCCCGCUUCAUACUGUACGAAUUCUGGGAGCAAAGCAAUGUGUGGAAAAAUCAUCUCCAGACCAAUUACAGCAAAACCUUCCAGAGAGGCAACGUGGAUUUCUUAGAGACACCAGAGAUUAUGACGACAAUGCUGGUUCCAGCAUCAUGGUGGGUCCUCAACAACAACUAGAACUUGUCAACUCUAUUUACUUUAGGUGAUGCCAGAAAUUACAUGGACCACACAUGCCAAGAUUGAUAUCUGUAUCCUUCUGUCAUCAGGAAGUGACCACUUGUGUUCAUAUUUGCUGUGUAGUCAUAGUGACUAGUACUUGUUGUCCAUUAUUUCAAUGUUGUUACAUUAUUAGCUCUAUAUGAAUAGUGUAAACUUUAGAUUAUAUCAAAUAAAGCAAUGAGAUCUGAUAGCACUCUGACACCAAUAGUUCCAAAUGUUUUAAUCAGAGAUACAUAAGCUAUUUGUUCAUCUUUGACAUGACAUUACAAUGAUGUGUACUGUCAUAUUAUGUACUGUUUGUCUAUAGAACAGGACUGUGUCUCUUACUCAUAAUAAUAUUAACCAUUAUUUUGAAAAUAUAUUCUUAUGUUAUUUUGUAGUUUGUCAUC